This is a messenger RNA of Sus scrofa (pig), 4098 nucleotides long. Lineage: Eukaryota; Metazoa; Chordata; Mammalia; Artiodactyla; Suidae. The record is from RefSeq and is a predicted model, not a curated record.
CCCGGAAGUCUCGCGAAUCCCUGCGUCGGCGACGUGGGAAGUGCUUCCUGGAACCUCAGAGGAGGUCGUAAAUCAUGUGACCGCGGCUCUUAGAAGAACCUGUCUCAGGCAGUCCCUGAAGUGACAGCUCAGAGUAUCGAGCAGCCCAGAAACCCAGGCUUGGCGAUUGAUCCUCCGGGAGAAAGGGGUUCAUCAUGGCGGAUGUGAGUUAAUACCCCCACACAAGAGGAAGUAAAGAGUAGGGAAACGGAUGAGGCUACUGGGCACGUCCCACGUUCAAAUUUAUUUCUUUUUAGCGCUCCCCUCCAAUUUUCUCCAGGAUCUGGAGUGUGAGAAUAAUAUGAAUAACUUGCGGAGUCCUGAGUUUCUGCUUGGAAUGAGGGUGAAAGACGCUAAGGUGCCUGAGACUGAGAAAGUUUUAUUUUUUCCCCAACCCAAGUUCUGGGAGCCUAAGACAGACUCUGCAUGUUUACCGUUUCCAUUUCUAAACGGUGGUUUGCUAUGAGUCUUUUGUCAGUAAGUGGUUGUGUCUCUCUGGGUUCAUUGUAGCAAUCUGAGCUUUAUAACUAAUACCUCUUUAGCACAACCAUAUAGCCAGAAUAAUAAAUUUAGGGAACUUCAUUGUACUAGUUAGUAGAAACAGCUGGGAAUUAAUACUACUAAUGUUUGUGUUUGUUUACAUUUUACGUACUGUGUUUUUUGUUUGUUUGUUUUUCUUAUAUACAUGCUAAAUAUUCUUUGGAACAUUGAACUCAUUUAAUUCUUAAAACAGUUUUUAUGAGGUAGCCACUGUUAUUGUUAUCCCUGUGUUAUCAAUGAGGAUGCUGAGGCACAGAAAGAGCAGGUAACUUCCCUCAAGUUACACAGUUGAUAAGUUGUGGAGUCAAGAUACCAGCACAGGCAGACUAACUCCAGAGUCCUUACUCAUAACCAGUAGGCUAAAUGGUUAUUCGACAUUAAUAUGAAUCUGCUGUUUCUUUUUGGGUUGCAAGAUUAUGUGUUUGAACAUUUAGCAACUUUGUGUGCCUUUAUCACUCCGUUUUUGGUUGUCUUCCAUUACAUUCUUUAGGCCUUAUUCUCUAGGCAUAAUCAAAUCACUAAAAGUCUUUUGAGAAAAGACUUGAACAGAUGGCUGUAAUAAGACCUGUAGGAAAAAUAAAAGACUAAGGUAUAAUUAGUCUCCUCAAGCGUUUUUAAAGUUUUUUUUUUAAUAGGCAAGUAAUCAUAGAUGUGCAUACAUUAAUUUGUGAAAAUUCAAAGGAGAGAGGGAUUACAUCAGUUUGUCUUUAUCAGGAAAGCCUGUUUAGAGUAUUUGGUGGUUGAGAUUAGCCCUAAAUGAUGUGUAGCAGGCUUUUUUGUUUGUUUUGUUGUUGUGGUUGCUGUUGUUUUAAUGGCUGCACCCUUGGCAUAUGGAAGUUCCAGGCAGGAACUGAAUCCAAGCUGCAAUUGGGACCUAUGCUGCUACCUGUGUUGGAGUGGGGGUUGGGGUAGGACCCAAGCCACUGUGGUCAGAUUCUUUUUUUUUUUUUUUUUUUUUUUUAGGGCAGCACCCACGGCAUGUGGAGAUUCCCAGGCUAGGAGUCUAAUUGGAGCUGUAGCCACUGGCCAACGCCACAGCCACAGUGAUGCCAGAUCCUUAACCCACUGAGCUAGGCCAGGGAUCAAACCUGCAACCUCGUGGUUCCUAGUCGGAUUCGUUUCCACUGCGCCAGGAUGGGAACUCCUGCAAUCAGAUUCUUAAACUCACUGUGGGCACAGUGGGAACUCCAGUAGCAGUUUUUCUUUAAAGUAAGAGUGAAAGAGUAAGUAUUACUAGUAGAAUGAAUAGCAUAAGCAAUAUCAGAGAGCUGGGAAGAGGUAGGAUGUAUGUGGAGGAGCUGUGAAUAAUCCAGUUCAACCUGAGCUGAGGCUAUGUAUGAGGAAGUGAUAGGAAGCAGGACUGUAAAAUUAGUUGUAGACUAUUGUAGAGAGCUUCAAAUGUCUAUAGAAUUUGUACGUAAUUUGGUGAACAGUGAAGAGCCAUUCAAACAUUGGCUCUUGAUCUUGGCUGCAUGGGGAAUCAUGUGGGGAGCUACCUCCAACCCAGGCAUCAAAGUUUUUAAUAUGCUCACCAAGUGUUUUCCAUAGUCAAGGUGGAGAAUCGCUGCAGUUGUGGAUUUAGAGAAGGAGAAUAUAUGAUUAUUGGCAUUGUGUAGACAUGUAUGGGACAGAAAUGAGAGAUUAUCAUAUCAAUUGGAAGGCUAGUGAAAGUCAUAAAUAACAAAAUGAACCUAAAUUGUAGUGUCAUUUGAAAAGGAGAGAAGGAGAUCAGCUUAAAAACAUUUGACUUUGUAGAUGAAAUUUUUUAAAUGACACAUGUAAGUUUAGGGUUAAAUAUUACUUUGUGUUUCAAAGCUGAAUAUGUAGCAGGGAUUGGUAGUCCUAUUCGUGGAAGCAAGAAGAGAUUUGGAAAAUCUGGUUUUUGAAUGAAAAAUGAUGAGUUAAGUUUAUGACGAUGUGUUCAAGAUGAGAGCAAAGAUAAGCUGGGGUCAAUAACAUGAAAGAAAAUGAACAUUCAGGUUUAGAGAAUAGUAGAAAUUAGAGAGUCGUAACAACAGAUGUCUGAUUUGCUAUGUAGAGUUCAUAAUUGAUGCCUGGAUUGUCAGUGAAAUUCCCUGGAUGAGAGAGUGUAAAGACCAAAAUAAAGCAUUCUGCUUUUUCUGUAAUUAUGAUUAUGUUCCAUGCUAAACAUUUGACGUACAUUGUCAUUUGCAAAUGAGUUGCAAAGAAGCUAGUCAGCUUCUAAUCAUCUCCCAGGAUCAUUAAAUUGAUGUUAGGGAGUCUGUGGGCAUGGAAGGAUGUUCAUAACCUCUUCUCAAGUGAACACAACAGUAGCAACAGGAUGUGCAGUAGUAUAAAAACUAUGAUCUAAUAUUAUAGCUAAUACAUAUUUGUGUUUCUACGUCUGGAUAUGCUAAUCACUUCCUAUGCAUCUUCCAAAAAAACUUUAAACAGCAGUUUUAUGAUGGAGGUUCUAUCAUUACACCUACUCAACAAAUAAUGGAACUGAAGCUUAAAGGAAAAAGUUAACUUACUGCAAGUCACAGUUAGUUAAAGCAUCAAAAGCAGAAAGAGAAAGGCAAAAACACAAGCAAGAAUGGUUAUGAAUGAAUACUCAAGAUACCUGAGAUGUGGCUAGGACAGUAUCUAGAGAACCAGUACAAGACAUAUUAUCAUAUGAUUUUUUAUAUUCUCUUUCAGGACCUAAAACGAUUCCUGUAUAAAAAAUUGCCAAGUGUUGAGGGGCUCCAUGCUAUUGUUGUGUCAGAUAGAGAUGGCGUCCCCGUCAUUAAAGUGGCCAAUGAUAAUGCUCCAGAGCAUGCUUUGAGACCUGGUUUUCUAUCUACUUUUGCCCUUGCAACAGAUCAAGGGAGCAAACUUGGACUUUCAAAAAAUAAAAGUAUCAUCUGUUACUAUAAUACCUACCAGGUGGUUCAAUUCAAUCGUUUACCUUUGGUGGUGAGUUUCAUAGCCAGCAGCAAUGCCAAUACAGGACUCAUUGUCAGCCUAGAAAAGGAACUUGCUCCAUUAUUUGAAGAAUUGAGACAAGUUGUGGAAGUUUCUUAAUCGGGCAGAUUUCAGUGUAUAUCUUACUACCUUCAUUAUAACAGACACAACAUCAAUCCAGCAAUCUUUAGACCACAGCAGUACUUGUAUCCAUGUACUCAAGAAAGGGCCCCUGACUCCACAUUACACUAAAGAAAGAGCCUAUAGAUAGAAUUUAUGGACAGAUCGACUGUUAUCUUUUCUUGUGUAGGGUCUUAUUUAGUGAGAUCUGGGGAUACCACAGAAAUGAUUCACUAUCACAGCUCCCAUGGAGUUAGUCCAGUCACCAAAUAUACAUGAGAUCCUGUUGGGUGGGUCAGAAUCAAAUUGGUACUUUGAUCCACUUGAGCCGUGAAGUGCUCCCUGUUGUACAAUACGCCAGGCCUGCAGAAUGAAGCAGACUUUUUAUUGUGAAUAAUGAGAACAUAUUUUUCUUCAUGUCGUUUUCUUUGUGUUGAGUGCGAGGAAGAUAAAAUGGCUUAGUAAAAGUAAUAAAAUCAGUACAAUCACUAA